Molecule: messenger RNA, 1077 nt
Organism: Aspergillus novofumigatus IBT 16806
Lineage: Eukaryota; Fungi; Ascomycota; Eurotiomycetes; Eurotiales; Aspergillaceae
Product: wax synthase family protein
Exons: 3
Coding region: 1-1077 (358 amino acids)
Source: RefSeq, a predicted model, not a curated record
AUGCCACCCAUCGAUGCUGCUUUCUUCAGGGCAAUCUAUCUACCAUACAAGGAUCGGCUCUAUGUGGCACCAUUGUUGUUUGGCAGCGCCGUGUUGUCCCUACAGACCAGUCACUACUUAACAUGGCUUACUGGUAUGAAUGUACUGUGGGCUCUCUUCAGUUGCAUCUGGAUGCACCAUGCCGUGUCUGUUUUAUACAUUGACCAGCUAAGCAUCCCCAGGACUGCGUCUUUCUGGGUCUCUGCCUACAAGAUCUGGAAUGACCCGCAGCGUCACCUCAGCCGGAUAGCCUUCCAGCGCAGAGAGAAAACUGGCUUCCCCACCAGCAGGAUGUGGUUCGCUCUUCGGCGCCUAUCCUGGACUGUGCUCUGCUGGCUGCUCCAGCUGUCCAUUGUCGGACCGUUGCUGUCCAUGCAUUUCACCUUCAGUGCUGAAGAUUUUGCGCCCUCGCGCCAAAUCCUUAUCCGGCGGCUGCUAUCUCUCCAGCCCGAGCCGCCGUUCACAGCCCGCGAGAUGCAGAUCCGAUCCUAUGUAUCGGUGUACUGGAUCUGGAUCGCAUAUCUGAUGCUCGAGCUGUGCAACACAGUGCUCGCGCUCGUCCUACGAGCAUACACCAUUCGCCGCUUCUGGACGAAAUUCUGGCACCGACUGACUGUCGCGCCGUGUGUUUCUUCCGGCAGGAUGAUCGCACGACGUGUAGCCAGCCUUCAGCCAGGCUCACAGCAUGAGAAGUUCUUCCUCGCCUUCUGGGCGUUCUUUGUGUCUGGUGCUUUUCAUGUAGUCGCGGAUUGGGCAUCAGGGGAGCCGUGCUACCCGAUUGACGAUAUGCUCUUCUUCAUUGCCAAUUUUCUCGCCGGCGCUAUCGAGUCGUCGAUCGGGAAAGGGCUAGAAAACGCUAUGAAGAGAAGUGAGAACGGCAAGGUUCGUGGGCUUCUCAGGUCGGGUAUUGUGAGGAAAAUCAUAGGAUAUACCUGGGUUCUGGGUUUCAUGUUCUGGAUUACACCAAAAUGGCAGUACCGGAAGCUUAAUGCUACCUUGUUGGAAUUUGCAGAUCCACGGGCUGGCGACGAGAAGUAA